AUGAGCACGAAAACGCCAGAAAAGGUGCUCGAGGCUCUUCGCCGUCUCCAGGAGAAAAAUGAGCUCUCCAUCAUCAAAUUGAGCGAGCCAAUCUCAAAUUCUACGCCAAACGAUGCCCGCCAGCGCAUCUCCGACGCGUCCAACACGUCCAUUGACGGCCCUUCUCCAACCAGCCUAGACGCAGAUCUUAUUCAUUACAAAGAGCUCUUUUCCAAACUCCGAUUUUCCUAUGUCGAGCAAGUGACAAAGGAGAAGUUUAUCCGCGCAAUCGUAGGCGAUCCGCCACUCAUAGUCACGCUUCAGGAGAACCUGGAUCUUGAGCGGGAAAAUGCAGAGGCCAAAGCGCAACUUAAGAAUCUCAAGUUGGAGGUGGCAGACAUGGUUUCCGACUUGGAAGCCAGAGGGCGAGACUUGAGCAAGCGAUACGAAAAGAUUCAGCUGGAGACUGUGCGGCUAGAAGAGCUGCCUGCUAAGAUAAUCGAGUUGGAGAAUCGCAUCAAAGAGCUCAAGGACCAGAAUGAAGGGUCAGAUGCGGACCCGAAACUGCAACUGCCUCUUGCAAAGACGCUCAGCCUCGUUUCGAAGCGAAAGGCCGAGCAGCAAGAGCUCGCGCGAGAGCUUGAGGCGCUGCAAUCCAGAGUUCCCAGGAAGAGAAAGGAAGUAGAGAGACUGCAGGCUGAGUUGCAGCCGUUGGAGGUGAAACGACAUAAUAGCACUACGGCUGCGCGUGAAGCCCAGAGGAGGAAAGAGGCCGCUCUUGGUGGAGUUGCGGAUGAUCUCGAGCAGAGAGCUCGAUGGUGGAGAGCCAGCGAGAGCAUGUUGAAGCAGGUCCUUGACAUCAAGCCAUGA
Trichoderma atroviride IMI 206040 is the source of this 849-nucleotide messenger RNA. RefSeq lists its product as uncharacterized. The record is from RefSeq and is a predicted model, not a curated record. NCBI's taxonomy places the organism in Eukaryota, Fungi, Ascomycota, Sordariomycetes, Hypocreales, Hypocreaceae. Gene Ontology annotation, cellular component: kinetochore. Gene Ontology annotation, biological process: attachment of mitotic spindle microtubules to kinetochore; protein localization to kinetochore.